GGUGCGCCAAUAGGCAUGCUGUCAAUGGGCCCCCUAUUUGAGACUUUUGAGACCUUCACGAAAGCCAUCGAAACCCAGAUCACGCCGUACUCCGAGAAGAUGAUGCACGAGAUCCAACAGUGGCGCAAAUGCCACUCGGCGAUUUCCACAAUGUUCACUGUGUAUCACGACCUCUUUCGGAUCUUCAUGUAUCGCGGCGUGGAUGAAAGCAUUACGGAUGACGACCCUGUCGAGAGGUUCGGAUGGUUGUUGUUCCUCAUCGGUGCAGACCAGCACUUUUCGGAAGGGGAAGGCCAAAAAGGAUGGGAAAGCUCAGACGUUCAAACAUGGUGCAUUUACUGUGUACUAUUUGUUGGUGUGCAACUUUCUGCUGCUCGUCGGCGGAAGAUGGUACAAGUUCAACAUUGAGAUGACGAGGUUCCGCCAAUUCGAAACUUCUUCAAUGGCGCAGCUCAUACAGACUUUGCGGGAAACACCACCAGGGCCGAAGUUUCAAUAUCAAGACCAUCCCAUAAUGGUCAAUGCCGAGUGCCCAUGGCACCUGUACCAAGGGGCUCUAGAUGUGGACAGUAUGCUGUAUAGCAACUUGGAAGACAUGGGCAGACACUUCGACCUCAUACUGUUGCAAAAGGACUAUGAGUUUGAUCCUCGUCUUCUGCGACCUGUGAAUAAGCCGUUUGCAACACCAAAGCGAUUCUGUCGAACACCCAGAAUGUCUACAACAAAAUCCACCGUUUCUCGGAAUCUGCGAGCAUCUCUGGAACGUGCGAACGUGUUCAACACUGCCAUGCAUGCAACGCCCAUUAUGGCUCGAAGUGCUUCCAAUGCCUCGUUCACCCGAACGCCGGGAGGCUCUAGAGGUGGACCUCAGCUCGCCGAGUUUCAACAGCGUUUCCUACAGUUCAUGUCGACGGAGCCCGCACGUCAGCAAGCGCUGUCAGCGUCCCUUACUAUUCCUCAAGCCGUCCUCGCUACCCUUCGGCAUCACGUCAACGGCCUGUGUGAACGUAUGGCGGAGAAGUUGCGCCGAAAAUGUCCAAAUCCAGCAGGUGAUCGUUGGAGGGACACGAUGACGUUAUAUUAUCACAUAAUGCUCGAGAUCACUGGUUCAUACCUCCAAAGGACCAAGGACUUCCAAAUCCUGAAUGACAAACCGUUCAUCCGCUCGCUUGUUUUCAUCGUUUUCGAAAUCGUCCGAUUCACGUGGAAGUUAGGGACAAAAGGAAUGACGGAUGAGUUGCUCCGGCAAAUCAACCCCGACUGCAUAUCUCUGAUAGCAAUGCUCGACAUUGUCAACUCCACGGCUUUCUGGUUUUCCGAUUGGGUUCGUAAGCGUUUAGUGGAGCUGCAGGAACGCAUGAUGGAGACGCAGGUUUGGAGAGAACCCGUAUUUUACCGGAUGCUCUCCGUACUCGCCGGGGCCUCCGCUUAUGCGCAUGCGCAUCAAAGUGGCGAUUACGGACCGCUUAUUCCGAUUUUGACGUUGUAUCAGCAUCAUUGCGGGGCUGGAUCUCUCGAACCCAUGGGAUCUAAUCCAGAGAUGGCCGGCAUAUCCGGGAUAGUUGGUCGGACACAAUCCAUGAUCCAGGGCCGCCUCAAACAGCUUUGCGACGACCUACGAACCCCAGAAUCAACAUAUUCAACAGCGCUUAAGCUUGUGCAAUGGGGUCUAGAACGCGAGCAUGAGCAUCGGUACCUCAACAAUCGACACGUUGAUGUAUACGCGAUCUGUUGCUUGUAUGGAGCCGCCGUCGUUCAGAAACGUCCGAUGAAGUUCAAAACCAUCGUGGAGAUGUAUCGCCGCCAGCCGCAGUUCCUUGAUAAGACUUUGACUGAGAUCUACCUGGGUCCUAGCGAAACCGGUGACCUCACAGUAUAUUACAAUACGGUGUUUCUGAGCACCAUGCGAGGCUUCAUGUCUUUGUCAGAAGGGGACACCGGUAUACCUGGCAACAACUACGCCCUUCACGCCCUUACCCAACCGGCGCACAUCAAUAGUAGCGCUCACGUCGCCGUGGACAUCCAUCCUGUCCGGAUGCCGCAACCUCCGGCACCUUCGACUCCUACGUCGGCUGCUGCGACAGCACAUUUCAUUCCCUCAACACCACGCACACCAACGCGGACGGCGCAACUCCGAGCCGCUGCUAUGGAUAUGACGCCCCGCACAAGACGAUAUUCAGCCACGGAGACUCCGCUCACACCGCGGAAUAUGUCUCCCGGCACACCAAACGGAUCAAGCCGACGCCUCUUUGGAGGCGCGGUCGGGGGGAUGGCCGGUCUGCCUCCUCGCAUACCGUCCGCAAGAAAACCCUCACGAUCUGACAAACACCAACAAUGAAAAAGUGGAUAGACGGAAGCCAGGAUUUGAUGGAACCGUUUUUCAGUCGCGACCCUUCGCCCCGUUAUAGGCUACGACGAAAUGAUUUCAGGUUUGAGUGACUCUUCCAUCGUAUGGUGAGCACCAGUUUUAGAGACAACUUUUUGGAAGCCCAAUUUUGUAACUGUAUUCGCUUGGUUUU
Molecule: messenger RNA, 2519 nt
Organism: Fimicolochytrium jonesii
Lineage: Eukaryota; Fungi; Chytridiomycota; Chytridiomycetes; Spizellomycetales; Powellomycetaceae
Exons: 14
Coding region: 203-2338 (711 amino acids)
Biological process (GO): regulation of transcription by RNA polymerase II; negative regulation of G1/S transition of mitotic cell cycle; cell differentiation
Cellular component (GO): chromatin; nucleus; transcription regulator complex
Molecular function (GO): RNA polymerase II transcription regulatory region sequence-specific DNA binding
Source: RefSeq, a predicted model, not a curated record